Molecule: messenger RNA, 879 nt
Organism: Thamnophis sirtalis
Lineage: Eukaryota; Metazoa; Chordata; Lepidosauria; Squamata; Natricidae
Gene: TLX3
Product: T cell leukemia homeobox 3
Biological process (GO): animal organ development; regulation of transcription by RNA polymerase II
Cellular component (GO): nucleus
Molecular function (GO): DNA-binding transcription factor activity, RNA polymerase II-specific; RNA polymerase II cis-regulatory region sequence-specific DNA binding
Source: RefSeq, a predicted model, not a curated record
AUGGAUCAGCCAACGAACGCGCAGACACCGCAUCAACACGAACCCAUCAGCUUCGGGAUUGAUCAGAUUUUAAACAGUUCUGAUCAGGAGACCCCUUCCCAGCCCGCCCCCCGAGGAUCCGACGGCGGCGGCACCAAUUACCUGGGCAGCCCCGUAAGCAGCAGAAGCAGCGCCCCGUACCCUUCCCUCCCGGGCGCCUUCGCUGGCAUCGGGGCUCCCUUCGAAGACUCUGGAUCUUACAGUGUGAAUCUCAGCUUGGCUCCAUCUGGCGUGAUCCGGGUGCCAGCGCACAGACCCAUCCCUGGGGCAGUGCCACCUCCAAUUUCUAGUGCCAUUCCAGCCAUGCCAGCUGUACCCGGCCUUGGCAGCCUCAACUUCCCUUGGAUGGAGAGCAGCAGGCGGUUCGUCAAAGACAGAUUCACAGCGGCGGCGGCGCUGACGCCCUUCACGGUGACGCGGAGGAUCGGGCACCCCUACCAGAACCGCACUCCGCCCAAGCGCAAGAAGCCGCGCACCUCCUUCUCGCGGGUGCAGAUCUGCGAGCUGGAGAAGCGUUUCCACCGGCAAAAGUACCUGGCCUCGGCCGAGAGGGCGGCGCUCGCCAAGUCGCUCAAGAUGACCGACGCCCAAGUCAAGACCUGGUUUCAGAACCGCAGGACCAAGUGGCGGAGGCAGACGGCGGAGGAGCGGGAAGCCGAGCGGCAACAGGCGAGCCGGCUGAUGCUGCAACUCCAGCACGACGCCUUCCAGAAGUCGCUGAACGAAUCGAUCCAGCCCGACCCGCUUUGCCUGCACAACUCCUCGCUCUUCGCGCUCCAGAACCUCCAGCCUUGGGAAGAGGAAGCCGCCAAGAUCCCCCCCGUCACUUCUUUGGUGUAA